AUGGCGGCAGCACCGCCUCCUGUCUGCGACACGCGAGCUUCCCCGGAAGUGACCGAGAGAAGCCUGGACAAGCGGAAAUACCCGAGCCCAGCCGAAAGAAUCCGAAUCCUAAGCCCAACGCUGAGCAACACGGGGCGGGAACGGCGACGGUGGCUGCGCAGGCGCACAGCGCAAGACGGGGGUCGGCGGAGCCGAAGCGGACAGGCGACGGAAAUAUCCGAAGUGGAGACCCUGCUUAGAGACUGGGGAGGAGAAAGAGUAGGGAGAAGGUUGGGGAUAUGGGGCAUAGCCCAGGACCGCCCUGGGGAAGGUCACAGAGGCUCUCCUGGCCCCUGUACCUGCUCUGAGCACCCUCCUCGCUCCCUUCUUUGUCCCCUUUCUCUGCUGUGCAAUCCAGACAUAAACGAGCUGAACCUGCCCAAGACGUGUGACAUCAGUUUCUCAGAUCCGGAUGACCUCCUCAACUUCAAGCUGGUUAUUUGUCCUGAUGAGGGCUUUUACAAGAGCGGGAAGUUUGUGUUCAGUUUUAAGGUGGGCCAGGGUUACCCGCACGACCCCCCCAAGGUGAAGUGUGAAACGAUGGUCUAUCACCCCAACAUUGACCUCGAGGGCAACGUCUGCCUCAACAUCCUCAGAGAGGACUGGAAGCCAGUCCUUACGAUAAACUCCAUAAUUUAUGGCCUGCAGUAUCUCUUCUUGGAGCCCAACCCUGAAGACCCACUGAACAAGGAAGCCGCUGAGGUCCUGCAGAACAACCGGCGGCUGUUUGAGCAGAACGUGCAGCGCUCCAUGCGGGGUGGCUACAUCGGCUCCACCUACUUCGAGCGCUGCCUGAAAUAGGGUUGGCGCGCACACCCCUGCCAGGGCCACCAGCCCCGGCGUCCCCUGCAAAUAUUUAUUGGGGGCCACAGGUGGGGAGCAUGGGGCGUCAGGUGGGGGGAAUCCCAUGCCCUAGCCUUGCCUCCCUGCCCUGCCACCCGCUCCUAGUUAUUUUUUUUUAACCACCAUGUGAUUGAGGUCGGCGCUGUCUCCCCCGACCCGCUCAGCGAUGGGAAAUGAAUUGGCUUCUCUAGCCCCCCGCUGGGUGCCAUCCAGCCCCCCACUCUUGAGCUCUCGGGUGGGUGGCCGAGGGGACUGGGUGGCCGGGGCCCCGCCACCCCAUCCCUCCACCACUGGAGGUCCCACCAGGCUAUUAAAGGGGAAUGUUACUGCA
Pteropus alecto (black flying fox) is the source of this 1213-nucleotide messenger RNA. RefSeq names its product ubiquitin conjugating enzyme E2 M (gene UBE2M). Gene Ontology annotation, cellular component: nucleus. The transcript has 6 exons. The record is from RefSeq and is a predicted model, not a curated record. Gene Ontology annotation, molecular function: NEDD8 transferase activity. Bases 1 to 840 code for a protein of 279 amino acids. Lineage: Eukaryota; Metazoa; Chordata; Mammalia; Chiroptera; Pteropodidae. Gene Ontology annotation, biological process: protein neddylation.